Phanerochaete carnosa HHB-10118-sp is the source of this 441-nucleotide messenger RNA. RefSeq lists its product as uncharacterized. The record is from RefSeq and is a predicted model, not a curated record. The transcript has a single exon. NCBI's taxonomy places the organism in Eukaryota, Fungi, Basidiomycota, Agaricomycetes, Polyporales, Phanerochaetaceae. The annotation marks the transcript as partial.
GCGGGUUUGUACUCGGCCGUCCUAUCAGCUUUCCUCGUUGUAUCGUACACGUACCUCCUGCCCGAUUCGAGCACCCAGAUGAUCUUUCUGCUCGAACGUAUCGCUGUGCAGACGCAAAGCUACACCAUUACGUCUGGAACCCUCAACUCCACCGCUCAACCGCCCCCCUCCCCUCCCCAGUUCAUGGCUCCACUAUGGGCCGUUCGUCUGAACGGUCUCUGGUUUGCGAGCCUUAUCAUCAGUCUUGCAACCGCGUCGUUCAGCAUGCUUGUUAAACAAUGGCUUCGAGAGUACCUUGCCGUUGAAUACACUGCGCCGCAGGAGCGUCUUCGUGCACACCAAUACCGGAAGCCAGCCCUCGAGAAGUGGAAGGUCUUCGAAGUUGCUGGCAUACUCCCCAUGCUUCUUCAGCUGUCACUUGGCUUGUUCUUUAUUGGUCUU